Bipolaris sorokiniana ND90Pr is the source of this 468-nucleotide messenger RNA. RefSeq lists its product as uncharacterized. The record is from RefSeq and is a predicted model, not a curated record. The transcript has a single exon. Lineage: Eukaryota; Fungi; Ascomycota; Dothideomycetes; Pleosporales; Pleosporaceae. Gene Ontology annotation, molecular function: oxidoreductase activity, acting on paired donors, with incorporation or reduction of molecular oxygen; heme binding; iron ion binding. Bases 1 to 468 code for a protein of 155 amino acids.
AUGAUCGACAACGAGAGACCAGAUAUCUGGAACCUGAUUCUCAGCCAGGGAGAAGACAAGCGCCUGCCACUCAACGAAAUGUACUCCAAUGUAGACUUGUUCAUGAUUGCUGGUACCGAGACCACCGCUACGCUUCUGAGUAGAUUCACCUAUUACCUGCUCAAAAAUCCAGGCAAGUUGAACAAACUAGUGCAGGAGAUUCGCAGCGGUUUCACGUCAGAGGAAGAACUUGCGAUCGAGAAAUUGAGACAACUCAAGUACUUGGCUGCUUGCUUUGAAGAGGGUCUUCGUAUGUACCCACCGGUUCCGAGCGGCUUCUAUUGUGUGGUUCCAGAAGGCGGUGCUAAUGUAUGCGGAGAAUACGUACCAGGAGGCGUAAAUAAUGAUCAUACCUAUAUCAAGGUGUGUUUGAUACAUAUCACCAUUAUACAAUAUAUCACUGCUAUGCUACUAUUUAUUGAUCUGUAA